AUGGUGGGGAUGGGCUGCCCUGCUGGCGUGGGACCCCUGGGUUAUGAUCCUCACCGCAGAGUGUUCCAAACCCCUCUGUGUUCCGGGAAUGCUCGGAAAGGGCUAUGGAUCCACCUUGCUGCCCAAUCCCCUGUUGCCAUGGUAACAGGAGGCCCUGCUGAACCUGCAUCCCUCACCCAUCCUCCUGCAUCCCAUAUCCUCCCUCCUGCAUCCUUCAUUGUCCUCCAUCCCUCACUGAGCAUCCUGCAUCCUUCCGUGUCCAUCCUGCAGCCCUUGUCCCCCCAUCACAUUCUUUGUCCUUCUGCCACCUCCUGCACCCCACAACCCCCCUGGCCCUGUUCCCAGCCCUCCUGGGGGGUUAUUCCCAUCCCAGAGCUUAUUAUUUCCCUCCCGGGGGGGUAUUUACACCACAAGGUCUUUGCAGAGCUGGGCGGUGGGGAGAGGGCUGCACCCCGCAGUGGGACCCCUAUCGGGGGAAGGAUGGGGGGCCCCUCUGUGGGGUGUGGGAGUGAUGGAGCAGUUAGGGGCAGGGGCCAGGAUAGGUUCUGGGGUCUCACUGCUGCCUGGGUGCUGAUGUGGGGGUGUUGGAUCCCCCCCAAAAGGAAGCAGAGGGAUCUCGGGGUGUUUGGGAGCCGCCGUGGGGCAGCUUUGGGGGGGACAAGGACACUGGCGGCCUCUGGCCCAGGUCCUGCGCUGUGGGGGGCUGAGCCCAUGGGUGCUCAUGCACACCGAGGCGGGGGCGCAGUGAGGUGGGGGGAGAAGGGGGCUCUGCUGCCCCCCCCGCACUGUGCACACCCAUCCGUGCACACACGUGGUGUGGAUGAAGGCGGCACGGAGCCGUCGCGCUCUCAGCACCAGCCUCACCCACCGGGGGGGUGACGAGGGGUCCCCAGCCCCGUGUCCCCCCCAUGUCCACGGGUGCCGGUGCCCUGGGUGCCCCCCCGGCAGGUGCAAGGGCGGCUGCAGGCGCUGCAGUGCUGGAGGAGGUGA
Molecule: messenger RNA, 990 nt
Organism: Cuculus canorus (common cuckoo)
Lineage: Eukaryota; Metazoa; Chordata; Aves; Cuculiformes; Cuculidae
Source: RefSeq, a predicted model, not a curated record